This is a messenger RNA of Pelagomonas calceolata, 1205 nucleotides long. The record is from the annotation of a GenBank genome assembly. Lineage: Eukaryota; Pelagophyceae; Pelagomonadales; Pelagomonadaceae.
CUUUGUUUUUGGCCUUGAUCAUCCUGCUCGCAACCACCCACAGGGAUCGUAAAAAUCCGUAAUUAAUCAUUUCAAGACGCCUGCCGCCGCGUAAUGCAGUCGUAGGAGCAAUACCACUGCAGGCUGCAAUGUGCUCACUGCUGCUGCUGCUCGUCGUCGCGCCGGCAGCAGCGCUGCGCGGCACCCCACUGCGCGCAACAACACGCCUCGACUACGACCACCUCUACCACAUCGGCUCGCCCGUCGACGUCUUCAAGCAUUGCGUCCUCACGGCGCUGCUGCGGCGCUGCACGGAGAAGGCGUCGCCGCUAACUUAUGUCGAGACGCACGCCGGCCGCGGGCUUUAUCCGUUCGACUCCGAGGAAGCGGCAACGCUGGCCGAGUUCGAGGACGGGCAUCAUAAGCUGCGGGCGCGAGCCGCGGGCCGCGAGAAGCUUCAUGCAGACAUCGCGGCGUAUCUUGCGGCCCAGCGACCAGAGGAGUAUGUAGGAUCCGCCGCUCUGGCAGCCCUAGCGCUGCGCGAGGGCGACCGCGGCGUCUUCUUCGAACGCGAUGAAACGUGUGCCGACGCGCUCACGGACGCCUUGUCCCGUCUUGGGGCGGAGUCUACCGUCGAGGUUGGCGACGGCUACGUCGGCACCUGUGUGGAAAUCAACCAGUGAGUUAGGUUGUCGCGUCGAUGGCGUAGAAUCUCCACGCCAUCGAGCAGAUGCAGUUACAGGGAAGACGCCGGGUCGAUGGCGUGGGGCGUCCGAAAUUUGGUUUCCGCACAGGCCGGCACGAAGAAGCUGCGCGUCUCAACCCGCGGCCUCGUGUUUGUGGACCCGCCGUACCAGUCGGGCAGCGACACUGACCUCAUCGCCGCGCUCUGCGGCCACCUCAAGCAGUACUGGCGGGCCGCGCGUAUCGCUGUGUGGUACCCGCGCGGCGACGGCGCCGACGCGCGUACGGAACGGCUGCGUCACGAAGUCCUCGCCGCGACCGGUGCGUUCGACGUGCUGGACGCGCACCUGACCGUGCCCGGGGACGCGUCGGCGCGACUCCGGUCGUCGGGGAUGCUCCUCGUGCAGCCGCCGUACGGCUUCGACGACGACCUCGAGUCACUGUUGCCCGAGCUCGCGGAGCUGCUCGCGCCGGGCGGGAGUUGGGGCGUGGAGUGGCUUCGGCGGGGCUAGUUGUGAAUGUUGUAAUCUUAUCACUUUUUA